Thamnophis sirtalis is the source of this 2189-nucleotide messenger RNA. The record is from RefSeq and is a predicted model, not a curated record. Lineage: Eukaryota; Metazoa; Chordata; Lepidosauria; Squamata; Natricidae.
AUGAUGCUGGAGACGCUCAACAACUUCCACGAGGCCGACAGCCCCGGCGCCGUCUCCCCCAACCAGCCUCGCCCGGCCCAGCAGCAGCCCCGAGGCCUGACCAACGGCAGCGCCCUGCCAUCCCCCCACUAUGCCCACGGGGGGCACGCCCAGCCUCCCUCCCACGCUGGGGGGCCCCCGACCAUGUCCGGAGGGGCCCCAUCCAGCCCGUCGUUCCGGAGGCUGCCCGUUGCGGGGAGCUUUGAAGGCGCCAGGCCGGGGCCUGCCGGAGCAUCCUCGGUGGCGGCUCUUGCAGGGGCCACGGUGGCUCACUUCCAUGCGGGGGCUGCCUCUGCCGGGGGAGCCAUGGCCGGUGCAGCGAGUGGCAGGGCCCGCCAGGUGGGCAAGACCCUCACGAACCUUGCCGCUGCUGGCAACGGCAUCACCCUGCCUGGAGGGAACCACCCUGGAAAUGUGGCGCUCUCCGGCGGGAUCGGCAACGGCACCGGGGCCCCCUCCAAUGCCCCCGGAAGUGCCAGCCACGCAGCCACGGGGCCCACGGCCGCGGGUCAUCUACAGCCAGCCGGCAGCACCUCCCGUUUCCGCGUGGUGAAGUUAGAUUCGAGUUCGGAGCCGUUUAAGAAAGGCCGGUGGACUUGUACCGAGUUCUACGACAAGGAGAAUCCCGGGGCGGUGGCCGAAAGCGCCCCCGUGGCCAAAACCGUGGACGCUCUCCUGGACGUGGCCUCUGAAAGGGAAAGCACCAGCGGGAGCUCCGUCAGCAGCACCCUGAGCCACUACACGGAGAGCGUGGGCAGCGGAGAGAUGGGGGCGCCUCCCAGGACGCAGCCGUCGGGGUUCCAAGGUGUGCCUCAGCAGAUGGAGUUCAGCAGCAGCGGGGUGCCCCCUGCAUCAGCACCGGGGCUCCCCCAGAGUAUGUCUCAGUCCCAGCUCUCCCACGUCCAGGCACACCCGCAGGAGGCCAGCUACCCUCCGCAGAAGCAAGGGCCGCACCCUCCCGCCUCGGCCGUUCCUUCUCCGUUGACUGUCGUUGGCGGCCAUCAACCAACUCUUCCAUUCACCCCGCCGCCGGCCCAGCCUGCCGGCCCAGUCGCCGCUCCACAGCCCCAGCUGUUACCUUUUGGGCAGGGACAGGCUCAGCACCCCGCCGCCCUGCCACCCAUGCCUAUGCCGAUGGCACCAGGGCAGCACGUGAAGCCCGUCGCGCAAACUUCGCUGCCCGAGUACAUCCAGCCGCCACAGAUGCUUCCAGCUCCUUCUCUGCAGCCUGGGGUGGGAGUCGUCGGAAGCGGCCCAGCCGUGCCCGUCGCUCAGCCUCCCAGUAUGCAGCUUCCUGUCCAGGCACACAUCCCGGGGGCACCUUCUCAGUCCGUGGCGCAGGCCCAGCCGACGAUCCCAGCCGUGGGUGCUCCCGCUGCCCUGAUGAACGUCGGGCAGCCAGGCAGCGCCGCUCCCGUGGCCCAGCGGCCCUCCGUUGCCAACCAGAUGGCUUCUUCCGUGCUGGCCCCCAGCACCGCUGUCCCCGCAGCCUCCCAAGCAGCCCCUGCAGGGGGCGCUCACCCAGGCUCCCAAAGUGCUCCCUUAGGCCUUCCUCAGACUUUGGGCAUCCCUCCGUCGGGCAACCUGAUGCCUAUGCAAGGCACCGAUCCUCUGGUUCCAGGAAUGGCCCCGUUGCCUCCUGUUAGCCCAGUCCCUUCUGCCGGCGCUGCUCCUGUGCCCGGCCACUCGGCUUCCAGUAUGCCCGCUGCUGCGCCCGUCAGCCUGGCUCCUCCCAAGGCCCUUGCCCAGCCUUCGGGUAUGCACAAUGGGACCCUGGCCCAGAACGUCUCUCAGCCUGCCUUGCUUCCCACGGGCCUCCAUUUGCCGGGAGCCCCCAACUCUGCCCAGUUCUCCUCACAGUCCCUCGCUCAGUCUAUCGCCAGCCGGACGGACGAGGCCAGGCGCCCUCUGGCAGAGUCCAUCUUGGUUGGCUUGACCCAUCCUUCUGGCGGCACCGAAGGCAGCAUCGGCAGCUCCUUUGCAGAUGGCAGCAUGGUCUCCUCUCUCUUCCCCCUGAAGGUCCUUCCGCUGGCCGCCCUGGAUGGCGAGGAAGACAGGAUCUGGUGAAGAGCCACUUGAUGUACGCAGUGCGAGAGGAAGUUGAGGUGCUGAAAGAGCAGAUCAAAGAACUCAUUGAGAAAAACAACCAG